This is a messenger RNA of Phlebotomus argentipes, 2757 nucleotides long. RefSeq names its product cullin-2 (gene Cul2). The record is from RefSeq and is a predicted model, not a curated record. Gene Ontology annotation, molecular function: ubiquitin protein ligase binding. The transcript is spliced from 6 exons. Gene Ontology annotation, biological process: SCF-dependent proteasomal ubiquitin-dependent protein catabolic process; protein ubiquitination. The coding region runs from base 190 to 2466 and encodes 758 amino acids. Lineage: Eukaryota; Metazoa; Arthropoda; Insecta; Diptera; Psychodidae. Gene Ontology annotation, cellular component: SCF ubiquitin ligase complex; Cul2-RING ubiquitin ligase complex.
UCGGUUGGCAGCAGUGCGUGCCAUGUCAGAAGUAUAACCUGAAAUUGGUGAAAAUCGUGAAGAAUCCAUCUGUACAGAAAUUUUGUAUUUAUUGAAUAAUUUAUCCCAUUUUCCAAUUGUAUUUCAUUUAUUUGGUGGUGCGCGAAGGGGUGAAUAUCGGGAGAGAGCCAGCAUUGGAAGACCGCAAGGAUGUCAUUGAAGCCGAAGCGAGUGGAUUUCGACCAAACUUGGGAGGGCCUGAAGGAGACGGUGAAGGAAGUGGUGACACUGAGCAAUGUAAAGCGUGAUAUUUGGAACAAUCGCUUCGGAGAUGUCUAUUCAAUAUGUGUGGCAUAUCCGGAGCCGCUGGCGGACAGACUGUACUCGGAGACGAAGAAUCUGCUGGAGAGCCACGUGGAGAGUAUGCUGGCGACCAAAGUGGCGCCCGCCAUCCACUCACAGAGCAGCGACGUGAGUGACACGCUCCUGUGGCGCUACUACGAGGCUUGGUCGGAGUACAGUCGUGGCAUUGGCUACCUCAACUUCCUCUACAUGUACUUAAACAUGCAGCACAUCAAGAAGAAGAAGCUGUCCGAGCCGGACACGCUGUACGCGAGUCCAUCCAGUGACAUUCAGGAGCAGAUGGAGAUUGGGGAAUUGGGCCUGGACAUCUGGCGGGUGAAGAUGAUUGAAUCUCUGGGGGAGGAGCUGGUGAAGCAGGUGCUGGAGGGCAUCAAGGCGGACAGGAUGGGCACGGAGACGAACUCGAAGAAUGUCGAAGUGAUCCACGGGGUGAUUCAGAGUUUUGUGCAAGUGCAAGACUAUCGAAAGAAGGGGAACUUGAAGCUGUACCAGGAACUCUUCGAGAAGCCCAUGUUGGCUACGAGUGGUGAGUACUAUCGCACGGAGGCGGUGAAGAUUCUGCAGAAGUGCUCUGUGAGCAAGUACAUGGAGGAGGUAAUCAGGAAGCUGGAGGAUGAGAAAAGACGUGCCGAGAAGUUCCUGCAUCACAGCUCCAUUCCCAAGUUGCGGAAGGAGUGCCAAGAGAGGAUGGUGACGGAUCAUCUGGACUUCCUCUAUUCGGAAUGCAAAGAAAUGGUGGCUCAGGAGAGGCGAGAGGAUCUGAAGAAUAUGUACAUUCUGCUGAAACCAGUGCCAGAUGGACUGAAGCAACUCAUCCUCACCUUCCUGGAUCACAUCAAGAAUGAGGGAAAUGAAACCAUUUCGACGCUCAAGGGUGACAAUAUACACAUCCAGUUCGUGGAGAAUAUGCUGCAGGUGCACCACAAAUACGAGGAGCUGAUCAGUGACACUUUCAGUUACGGAUUCUCAGUGGAUCCACACUUUCUGAGCGCCCUGGACAAGGCGUGCGCCAGCGUCAUCAACACUACCAUCCGCAUUGGGGAGAAACAGACGUGCCGGAGUGCCGAACUCGUGGCCAGGUACUGUGAUAGUCUGCUGAAGAAGUCAAAGUCCACGGAGAGCGAGAUCGACUCGAAGUUGACGAAGAGCAUUACGAUAUUCAAGUACAUUGAGGACAAGGAUGUGUACCAGAAGUUCUACAGUCGGAUGUUGGCCAAGAGGCUCAUCCACGAACAAUCGCUGAGCAUGGAUGCGGAAGAGGCUAUGAUCAAUCGACUGAAGCAGGCGUGCGGCUAUGAGUUCACGAAUAAGCUGCACAGAAUGUUCACGGAUAUCUCGGUGUCGGCGGACCUCAAUAACAAGUUUAAUGUGUACCUCAAGGAGAACAAGGAGGAGAUCGGGAUAUCGUGCCAGAUAAAGAUUCUGCAGGCGGGCGCUUGGCCUCUGGGACCAACACAGGUGGUCAUCCCAUUCGCCGUGCCGCAGGAGUUCGAGAAGUCCAUCCGCAUGUUCGAGGCCUUCUAUCACACAAACUUCAAUGGGCGGAAGCUGACGUGGCUCCACUACCUGUGUCAGGGUGAACUGAAGCUGGGCUACCUCAAGAAGUCCUACAUUGUAACCAUGCAGACUUACCAGAUGGCCAUUCUGCUGCUGUUCGAGUGUGUGGACCAGAUGGCGUGCAAGGAGAUUCAGGAGACGCUGCAACUCAAUACGGACACCUUCCAGAAGCACAUGCAGAGCCUGAUCGAAUCGAAGCUGUUGCUGGCCAGCAGCGAGGAGCUCAAGGAUGACACAGAGAUCAGACUAAAUUUCGACUAUAGCAACAAGAGAACCAAGUUCAAGAUCACAGCGGCGCUGCAGCGAGAGACGCCGCAGGAGGUGGAGCACACGAUGAACGCCGUAGAUGAGGACAGGAAGCUCUAUCUGCAGGCUGCCAUUGUGAGGAUCAUGAAGUCACGCAAGAUCCUGCGUCAUAAUGCACUUGUUCAGGAAAUCUACACUCAAUCGCGGGUGAGUUUCGCGCCUAGCAUGCUGAUGAUCAAGAAGUGCAUAGAGUCACUGAUUGAGAAGCAGUACAUCGAGAGGACGCCCAAUUCGACAGAUGAGUACAGCUAUGUGGCGUAAGGAGGAUCUCUGUCACCCCAAAGUUGUGAGGGGGAAGUUCUUUUUAUACUUGAAACGCAAGGAAAAGGUAAAAUUACUACAGUUUAUUUUGCAAAAUAAUCUCCUAAGAGAGCAGUUUAACUUAAAAGAGGAAAAAAUCAUUGAUUUCUGUAAAGUGAUAGACAGGAUAAAAAAAAAAUCGUGAAAUCUCGCAAGCAGUGACUCAAGAUCAGCGACUAUUGUUUUUUGUUCUUUACGGUGAGGACUAGAAUUGUCUUCACAUGAUGCGAAUUAAAUUGAUUGCUGACUUUC